UGUUUCAGUUUGGUUAUUGAAUAUUUUCUUUUCUGGUCUCCUGCAUUUUGGGUCCUCCACCACCAGUUCCUGACACUUUGUUGGUUUUUACCCAGCUGUGAAUUGGUUUUUAAGUCUGUAGUCUGUUCUGGUCCUGAAACACUCAAGGAAGCUCUCUAAAGAAGAACGGCCCUAACGAGGAGACUCGUCAACUCAACCUCCAGAUCCGGAUGGAGGUUCAGUCUGGAGGAAAACCAAGGACAGAGGUCCUCAAAAGAAAAGCUAUGUCUGGGUUUGAGUUCACUUCCUGUCAGGAGAAAGAGGAGGGGCCAAGGAGGCAGAUUGAAAACUCCCCUCCCCCGCCUUUUUCUUUGAGUCUGUGUUUUCUUCCCUCAGAGUUGUGGCCUCUCUCUCUCUCUCUCUCUCAAUGGCAUGCACAGGUCUCUUGCUCUCUCUCUCUCUCUGCCAGCUUUCCAUUCGUCGUCACUCUGGAAUGAAGUCAGGCUGCAGACUGGCGAGGAACUGAAGACUGAAAACAGACAGCAGAGGAUGUGAAGAACAGAGGAACAGAGCGGCAUGAGAAGGCUGCUGAUGACUGUCAAUCACUUGAUCUGAACCAAUCAGGAGAUAGAAGAAUGGAGGGCUGAUUGACAGGAAGCCUGCGCUUCGACUUAAAGAAAUCCAUCGCUUGGUCAGGAGAGGCAGCCAUGCUGGCAUCUGUAAAAGGACACACAGGAAGCCAGAAUCUACUGCACUUCCUGUUGGGGAUGCUCCUGGUGUGGCCUGAAGGGGGUGUUGUUACCCUGGAGCUGCUUCCUUCUGCCUCACAAGUUCUGCUCAAAUCAAACUCCAAUUUUUCUGUGGUAUGCUCAGGGUGGAGUCCGGUGUCAUGGCUACUGCCUCAGCACUCUGACAACAGCAGUGUGCUGCUGGAGACCCGGGACUCCAGCAGCACACUGCAUCUUUUCAAAGUCACCUGGAAGGAUUCUGGCCGAUACACCUGUAAGGAGGAGUCAGCUGAUCAGAGCCGUCAUGUCAACAUCUUCAUCCCUGGGGAAGGUACUGAUGAGUGGUUUAUUCCAAUGAGUUCAGGGGUAGUAAUGAAGGAGGAAGAGGAUGCAACCAUUCCCUGUGUGGUGUCUGACCCCCAGCUAAACGUGUCACUGUUUGAGCGCCCCAGCAGGACGCUGGUCCACGGGAUGGUUUACCAUCCAGCUCUGGGCUUCACAGGAAACCUAAAUGACUCAUCAUACAUGUGCUUGGCCUCCCGUGGUGCUGAAGAAAGAGACUCUCGGGUGUAUUAUGUUUUCACUAUCGUAGCUCCUAAGAGGAUGCAAGUUGAGCUUUGGGCAUCCAGCAGAGUGCUGAAGCAGGGGGAGGUUCUCACCGUCAACUGCACAACCAACUAUGAUAUAGUAUUCUUCACUUGGACUUUCCCCCGCAAACAGGAGGUGGAACCUCUGAUGGAGUUUUUACCCAACCAUUCCCGCACCUUCAUCAAUAUCACUGCAGCAACAGCAGCAGAUUCUGGUGUGUAUGUGUGCACAGUGGAGGAACCAAAACAUGGGAAAAAGGUGGAAAAAAACAUCAGUAUACAAGUGCUGGAGCGAGGUUAUGUCUAUCUAUGGCCAGUGAGUGGCGCUAACGUGUCAGCUCCGCUACAUCAAAUGGUAGAGCUCAAAGUGGAAGUUGAUGCCGUCCCCACCCCCACCAUCACCUGGACGAGAGACAACCUGUCAGUCACCGAGGAAACAGCCUCCAUUUUUACCAGUCACAUGACAGAAAGCAGGUAUCUGAGCACGAUGACUGUGCGGCAAGUUCUGAUGAAUCACACUGGGAGUUACAUGGUGACUGCUUCCAGUGACAAUGAUCUGGCAACUUUCAUCUUCAAUCUGCAGGUCACAGUGCCUCCAAAGAUACUGUCUCUGCUGAGUUCUGGAGGUAACGCCAUGCUGUGUGUAAGUGAAGGGGCUCCACCACCCUUUAUAACCUGGUACACCUGCCACAGCACAAACAGGUGUAAUAAUGGAAGUGGCAAUUGGAGGAAUGUGUCAGCAGCCUCAGAGACUGUGAGACUGCAGGAAAACAUCACACAGGUGACAGAGAAGGGCAUCCCCCAGGUACGCAGCAUGCUCAUGCUGAACACGAUCAGCUCUUUGUCAGCGGUUCGCUGCGAAGCCACAAACUCUGCAGGAGGACGCGCACGAGACCUACGAGUGGUGUCCACAUCUCUCUUCUCUCAGGUCAUCAUCUUGGCAGCCGUUUUGGUACUGGUCAUUGUGGCUGCGGUCUGCCUCAUCAUCCUCAUUGUCCUCUGUAGGAAGAGACCUUGUUAUGCAUUUUCCUGGAGGCUGAUCGAGUCUGUGAGUCCUGAUGGACGGCGAGUUACUUACCUGGACCCUGAUGACCUGCCCUACAACUCAGCCUGGGAAAUAUCUCGAGACCAAGUCAGUCUAGGUCAGGUUUUGGGUUCUGGUGCAUUCGGCCAUGUUGUUGAGGCCACAGUCUCUAACUUGCUUCCGACUCUUUCUACGGCCAAAGUAGCUGUGAAGAUGCUCAAAGGAGGAGAAAAGGUUCAGUCUCUGAUAUCCGAGCUGAAGAUUUUGGUCCAUCUGGGUCCUCACCUGAAUGUUGUCAACAUGCUGGGAGCUUGUACAAAAGGAGCUCCAGUCUACCUGAUCACCGAGUUCUGUCGUCAUGGUGACCUGGCGAGCUACCUGCUGAGGAAUAAGCACAUCUUUGUGCAGGGAGAUGACCCCACCAGGAGGAGCAUCACUGACCAAGACUACAUGGACAUGGUCACAGAGAGGGGGGAUCCGUUUGUCAUCAAACCCAUUCAGGAACUGCUGCUUGCUUCAGCAGACCAGCAGGAGGCUUCAUCACCCCUUCUGAAUGACUCCCAUCUUCUCACCAUCCAUGAUCUCAUCAGCUUCUCCUUCCAGGUGUGCCAGGCCAUGAACUUCCUGUCCUCCAAAAAGUGUGUCCACAGAGACCUGGCAGCGAGGAACGUCUUGGUCUGUGACAACAAGCUGGUGAAGAUUUGUGACUUCAGUCUGGCCCGAGACCUCCAGAAGCACCAGGACUAUGUCCAGAGAGGAAAUACCUUCAUGCCUCUGAAGUGGAUGUCUCCAGAGAGUAUCUUCCAAAACAUCUACAGCUCCCAGAGUGACGUCUGGUCCUACGGGGUCUUACUCUGGGAGAUCUUCUCUCUUGGCAGAUGUCCGUACCCUGACCUGCAAAAGACCCAAGAGAUCUGUUCUGCUCUGAAAAGAGGAUACAGAAUGACCCAGCCAGAACACGCCCUUCCUCAUAUAUUCGAGCUGAUGCAGCAAUGCUGGGAGGAAGAUCCUCUGUCCAGACCGUCUUUCUCCUCUUUGGUCAUUUCUUUGGAAAAGAUAAUGAGUGAUGGCUCCCGACAGCACUAUCUGCAGCUGACCAAGGCCUUCCUGGAAGAACAAAACCCAGUAACUGCACGAUUAGGAGAAGCUCAGCAGCACGAUGACUCACACACACGCGGAAGUUCUGCUGUUGAGGUGAACCUUCAUCGGUUGGAGGUGAAGGAAGUGGAGGCAGGCUCCUCCCACAGCGCUUCUACCAAUCCUGCUGCUGACAUCACUGCAGAAAGCAGCAACGCUGCCCUGGACACAGACCGCCCUCAGCUGUCAGCCCCUCCCGGCAUCCCUCAGCAAAAACCUGGGGCUUUGGAUGUGACAUUACCAGAGAAGGGGUUACAGCUUCCAACGCUGUCCUGCAGCUCUGACAAAGAGGAGGAGAGCUGCCUGUGAAGGUGGUUUCUGCCGGUCAGAUAGCAGAAGGGCAUUAAAAAAAUCCACCUACAUCUGGACAGUAAGGCUGCUCACCUGUACCUCUGCAGCGGUCUGAGUUUAGAUUGAUGUUCUGCAUUGUCUUCAUGUACUCUGCUUUGGUCUAAAGUGUAUAUCUGGGCUCUAUAACAAAUCAUUUGCCUCAUUAAAGUGUAUUCAGCAGCUUC
This is a messenger RNA of Oryzias latipes (Japanese medaka), 3970 nucleotides long. RefSeq names its product platelet-derived growth factor receptor beta. Gene Ontology annotation, molecular function: ATP binding; platelet-derived growth factor binding; platelet-derived growth factor beta-receptor activity. Gene Ontology annotation, biological process: cell chemotaxis; cell surface receptor protein tyrosine kinase signaling pathway; positive regulation of smooth muscle cell migration. The record is from RefSeq and is a predicted model, not a curated record. NCBI's taxonomy places the organism in Eukaryota, Metazoa, Chordata, Actinopteri, Beloniformes, Adrianichthyidae. Gene Ontology annotation, cellular component: signaling receptor complex; plasma membrane.